AGGACAGCCGGGAGCGCACCUCGAGGGCCCGGGCAGCGGUCGAGUGGCAGCUGCGUCCAGCCCAUGCGGGAGCUGCUGCGGGUUACGGGUGGCCCCAGCUCCAGGCUCCUCCUCCAGCCGGUCCCCCACCCUCCACCCCUUCUCGACUCCGCUCUGCAAAUCGAAGGCUUUCCGGAGCAGCCUAGGAGCGGCCGCGGGCGCAGCGAAGGCGGCAGGAGGAGCGCAGCAGCCUUCGGGCAGCCGCGGCGGCGUCGCUAGAGCAGCCGGGGAGGCGCCGCGGUGCCCGGCGCGCCCUCCAAGCUAGGAGAGGGGAGAAGCCGGGGGCUGCAGCUGGGCAAGGGGGAGGAAAGUGCGUGUGCGUGCACGCCUGUGUGCAGGGCAGAGAGUGCGGGGGGCGACAGUCUCGGCUUAGGGCGGAGGAGAGGGCAGGGGAACGGCGGUGCAGCUCCCCCGCUGUCCCCGAGGAUUUCCCGCGGCAGCCCCGGGCUCCCCAGUGCCCCUCACCAUGGACUUGCGCGGAGUUGGGACGGGCCUCGGCAGCAGCAAGCGGCUGGCUGCCGGGCCCUGGGGGAGCGCGGGCGCGCGCGCGGGGAUGGCGAGGUAGGAUGGCCACCCAGCGCGACCCCCGCCGCCCCAACCCAGCGGCCCCUGGGCGGUGCCGCUGACUCGCCGGAGCGCACAGGGGUGUGGGCGGAGGCGGCCUCGCCGCGCCCGCGCCUUCGGGAGUCGCCUCGCCUCUUCCACCCACUUGCACCUGCCACCCCGCGGAUACCAUGUCGAAGGCGGCCGGAGGCGCGGCGGCGGCUGCGGCGGCGGCGGAAAGUUGUUCCCCAGCCCCGGCCGGCUCGUCCGCGGCCCCGCCCGCGCCGGUGGAGGACCUGUCCAAAGUGUCGGACGAGGAGCUGCUGCAGUGGAGCAAGGAGGAGCUGAUCCGCAGCCUGCGGCGCGCCGAGGCGGAGAAGGAUAUCAACCAGAAACUCCAGGAAGACAACCAGGAACUGAGGGACCUCUGCUGUUUCCUGGAUGAUGACCGGCAGAAAGGCAAGAGGGUGUCUCGGGAGUGGCAGAGACUGGGUCGCUACACUGCCGGGGUGAUGCACAAGGAAGUGGCCUUAUACCUGCAGAAGCUGAAAGACCUGGAGGUGAAGCAGGAGGAAGUGGUGAAGGAGAACAUGGAGCUCAAGGAGCUCUGUGUGCUACUAGAUGAGGAGAAGGGUGCAGGCUGCGCAGGCAGCCGCUGCUCCAUCGACAGCCAGGCCAGCCUGUGCCAACUCACAGCCUCCACCGCACCCUACGUGCGGGAUGUGGGUGACGGCAGCAGCACCUCCAGCACUGGCAGCACUGACAGCCCGGACCACCACAAGCACCACGCGAGCAGUGGCAGCCCGGAGCACCUGCAGAAGCCCCGGAGCGAGGGCAGCCCGGAGCACUCCAAGCACAGGAGCGCCAGCCCCGAGCAUCCACAGAAACCCAGAGCCUGUGGAACCCCAGAUCGCCCCAAAGCACUCAAAGGACCUAGCCCGGAGCACCACAAACCCUUGUGCAAGGGCAGCCCCGAACAGCAAAGGCACCCGCAUCCAGGGAGCAGCCCCGAAACGCUGCCCAAGCACGUGCUGAGUGGGAGCCCGGAACACUUCCAGAAGCACCGGUCAGGGAGCAGCCCUGAACACGCCAGGCACAGUGGAGGGAGCCCGGAGCAUCUUCAGAAACACGCUCUUGGGGGGAGCCUAGAGCAUCUCCCCAGAGCCAGGGGCACCAGCCCGGAGCACCUCAAACAACAUUAUGGAGGGAGCCCUGAUCACAAACACGGAGGAGGCAGUGGAGGAAGUGGAGGCAGCGGCGGAGGCAGCAGGGAGGGCACCCUCAGACGGCAGGCACAGGAGGACGGGUCACCCCAUCACCGGAAUGUCUACAGUGGCAUGAACGAAUCAACCUUGUCCUAUGUUAGGCAGCUGGAGGCAAGAGUAAGACAGCUGGAGGAAGAAAAUCGCAUGCUGCCCCAGGCCAGCCAGAAUAGAAGGCAACCUCCAACUAGAAACAGCUCAAAUAUGGAGAAAGGCUGGGGGUCCAGAGCCCGGCGGGUCUUGCAGUGGUGGCAAGGGUGCCGAGGAAUAGGACGAUGCCUGCCUACUCUCCCGGGUUCUUUUAGGUUGUCAUCAGGGGCUGAUGGGAGUAACAGUUCACCCAACUCUGCAGCUAGCUUCAGUGGACAUGCCACACCUUCCCAGCAGCCUGAACCUGUGGUACAUUCUCUUAAGGUCUUGGAUGUUCAGGAAACUAUAGAUCGUCAACAGGGUAAAGAGUAUGAACAUGACCUUAGUGAGACAGAAAAAGCUAUAGUCAGAGAAAUGUGCAAUGUUGUGUGGAGGAAACUUGGAGAUGCUGCAGGUUCGUGUCCUGGAAUUAGGCAACAUUUGUCAGGAAACCAGUACAAAGGACCAAUGUGAGAUGCACUCUUUUUCAAACAGGAGAUCACCACUGCCAGAAAGUGAUAGAAGACAAGAAGAAAAAGGAAAGAGUGGGUUUCCACAAACCUGGACUCAUGGAAUAACAUGGAGUGAUUGUACAUUGCACAUAUCUCCCCUCUAAAACCUGUAGUACAACUUCUCCCCUCAAGCUGAUAUUCUGUGUCUCUCACCUCAAUGUCCACAACAGUCAAUCUCAAACAAGGUAGCUUUGAACAUCUCAAACAGAGUAGCUUUGAAAAUCAACAUUUUGGUACCAGUGUUUUCAUUAGAAAUAAGUGUUUUUAACUCCCCAGAUAUAAUAUUGUAAUUGGGAAACCUGAAUAGUUUUAAGAGUCCAGUGGAGCCUCAGUGUUUUGAAUAGAGAUGACUCAUUACACAUAAUGGUAGGAGUUUUCUACCAUAUCAUAUUGAAGAUAUGAAGAGGUAUUUUCCAGCUUCCCAAGUUUGAGAGUUGGGCAUUUACCUCUUACACUUCAGUCAACAAACAAACUAGUAAUUCCUAAUGCAUAAUUAAUUUGGAUGCAAGAUAAGAUUAAGUUUCUGGAGUUUUGUUUUGACUUCUGAGGUGCUAAAAAAUACCAUGUAAAUUCUCCCUACCAGCUAGAAGGGUAGCAAGACGUUGUAGAGUGCUUAUCAGAGAGUACCAUUUACUUCAAUUGAUCAAUAUAAAUAUAUCUUUUUUUUUCAUCUUAAUGAGUUUCUCAUAAAGACACAUCUUGGGGCAUACCAACCUUCAUAUUCAUUCAGUGUAUCCAUUGGUGUUAAUAUUAACAAUUUCAACUAAAAACAACAAACAUAAUUUUUCUAAGUGUUUCGAGCUGUGAGAUGUCAAUUUCUACAAUUUAGUUUCUAGACAUGCUGUAUAUUUAAUAAACUUUAUGUAAACUUUAAAAUAUUGCACUGCAUUUAUGAAAAAAGCUUUCUUUGCCUACUGCAGCUAUCUAACAUUUUAUGAAACUGACGCAUGUCCUUCAUUAUUGAGGCUAAAAGCUCUUGUUCAGAUUGCUUGAGGUUUGAAAAAGAGGUGUGCUAGCUUUGCUUAGUUUAUUUCUUAUUUUUGGUAUACAUAUACAUAUAUAUAACAUUAGAAUGUGUGUACUGGAAAUGCUAUGAUAGGUAUUUUGUGUUAAUCCAAAUGCAAUGAUAGUUUCUUGUAUGAAUGUGCAAGAGGCCUGUGACCGAAUGCUACGUUUUUAUGGUAGUUUAAGAUUAUAAAAGUAGAAAUGCAACAAUUCCCAGUUUUUGGAUAGGUUCUAAAUUUCUGAGAUUUGAUUCAUGGCAGAUAUUCUCUGUUGUUGUUGUUUUAGAUGGGCUCAUUACAUAACGAGUUAAUUGUCACUAGUAGGAGACUGUGAAGGAAUUUUGUUAUACUUUCAAAAAUGUUACUGUGAUGAAAAAUCAUCUAUUUUCAGAAAAUAUUUAUGAAUUAAUUUACUAUAGAAUUAUCUCUCUAAUUAUCAUAAUUGGGUUACAAUUUAAGCUCCCCUUUUAAAUGUUAUAUUUUAAAAUGUUAUUACUCUAUAAAAGAAAAUUGCUUGCUAUAUUUACACCUUCUUUCCUAGGAAAGCUUUCAUCCUUAAAUUGUUGUAUUCCUACCCUCUGAAGACAUUUAAAAUAAGCUUUUGUGCCUGCAGCAGAGCCUGCAGAAGCUAAUACAAGGGACACUGGUCUUUUGACAAAAUAAACUUGUGUAAAUUUUGAUACUGUAUUAAAACUAUUUUUUUAAAGUUCUGCAUAAAAUUGAGUAUUAAGUAUAUGUGUUCAUCUUAGCAAUGGUAAUAAAUUAUUUAAUCUCACA
Homo sapiens (human) is the source of this 4266-nucleotide messenger RNA. It is a transcript of the gene CCDC85A, whose product is annotated as coiled-coil domain containing 85A. The transcript has 7 exons. The coding region runs from base 774 to 2447 and encodes 557 amino acids. NCBI's taxonomy places the organism in Eukaryota, Metazoa, Chordata, Mammalia, Primates, Hominidae. The record is from RefSeq and is a predicted model, not a curated record. Gene Ontology annotation, cellular component: adherens junction.